CUGCCCAGUCUCACCCCAUUCCUUUCUUCAAGUUUACGACUGGGCGAGUUCGCGGUCAAGAUGGGAACCGGAAAGAAGGAGGCGAACCGAAAGGUUCGUCAAGGCAAGACCGGCGAUGGCAUGGCCAAUGUCAAGACUAAGGGCGAAAAUUUCUAUCGUACUGCCAAGCGUGUGCGCCAAUUGAACAUUUUGAAGGAUGGCAAGGCCCAGCGCAACGCCGACGGCGAGAUCACCAAGGCCGCUUCGUUCCAGAGCCGUGAUAUCCCCAACGCCCGGAUUGAGCCCAACCGCAAGUGGUUCAACAACACGCGCGUCAUCUCCCAGGAGAGUUUGACGGCGUUCCGUUCAGCCAUGGCGGAGAAGGCCAACGACCCCUACCAGGUCCUGCUCAAGAGCAACAAGCUGCCCAUGUCGUUGAUCAAGGAGACCGAGAACAACGCCAACGGCGUCAAGCAGCACCAGGCUAAGAUGACGAUUGAGACAUCCUCGUUCGGCGAUACCUUCGGCCCCAAGUCGCAGCGCAAGCGCGUCAAGAUUGGCGCAGGUACCAUCUCGGACCUGAUGGAAGAUGCUGACAAGAGCUUGGACACCUACAACGAGCGCCUCGAGCAGGCUAAGCUGCUGAGUGGAAACUCGGGAGCAGACGCUGGCGGCGAGGACGAGGGUCACGUCACCAUGUCGAUCGAGCCAAUCUUCAACAAGGGUCAGAGCAAGCGUAUCUGGAACGAGUUGUACCGUGUGCUGGACUCUUCCGACGUGAUCAUCCACGCCCUGGAUGCUCGCGAUCCCUUGGGAACUCGUUGCUUGAGUGUUGAGAAGUACCUCAAGGAGGAGGCGCCUCACAAGCACCUCAUCUUCGUCUUAAACAAGACUGACUUGGUGCCUACCACUGUUGCUGCCCGCUGGGUUCGAUACUUUUCCAAGAUUCGUCCAACACUCGCGAUGCACUCUAGCAUCACCAACCCCUUUGGCAAGGGCAGUUUGAUCGAGUUGCUCAGGCAGUACGCAAAGCUGCACAGCGAGCGCAAGCAAAUCUCCGUCGGUCUCAUCGGCUACCCCAACGUUGGCAAGAGCAGUAUUGUCAACACAUUGAGGAAGAAGAAGGUUGCAAACGUCGCACCCAUUCCUGGCGAGACAAAGGUGUGGCAGUAUAUCACGCUCACCAAGAAGAUCUACCUCAUCGACUGCCCUGGUAUCGUACCCCCAUCUCAAUCCGACACCCCUCAGGACUUGCUCCUUCGCGGUGUCGUCCGUGUUGAGAACGUCGAGAACCCGGAACAGUACAUCCCCGCGGUGCUCGCCAAGGUCAAGACCCAUCAUAUGGAGAGGACCUACGAGCUAAAGGGUUGGAAGAACCACAUGGAGUUCUUGGAGAUGAUCGCCCGAAAGAGCGGUCGUCUCCUCCGCAAGGGAGAGCCCGAUUUGGAUGGUGUUGCCAAGAUGGUUCUGAACGACUUCAUGCGCGGAAAGAUCCCUUGGUUCACUCCUGCGCCGGUUGAUGAGUCUGCCGAAACUGAUGAGGCCAUUGAGGGCCGCGGUGGCAGGCUCGGAGAGAUGCCGCAGAAGCGGAAGCGAGACGAUGCUGAGAGCAUGCCCGACACAUCCAUGGGCCCGUCCACCAUUGCUGGUGACGACAGCGAAGAAGAGGAGGAAGAGGAAGAUGACGAGUUUGAGGGUUUCGGCUCCGGCGAUGAUAACGCUGAGGGUGAUAAAUCCUUGGCCGAGGCGUCCGAAGAUGCUGGCGAGGCUUCAGACGACGUGAUCCCGCUCGACGACAUCUCUGAUGACGACUCUGAGAGCGAUGACGAGAGUGGUGACGGCGCGGCCUCGGAGACGAGCUACAAUACCUCGGUCCGGGCUAUUUCGGACCGGAGCACCAGGAGUAGCACGGCUAAGAAGAGGAGAAAGACAUGA
Messenger RNA from Colletotrichum karsti, 1914 nucleotides. RefSeq names its product nucleolar gtp-binding protein. NCBI's taxonomy places the organism in Eukaryota, Fungi, Ascomycota, Sordariomycetes, Glomerellales, Glomerellaceae. The transcript is spliced from 4 exons. Gene Ontology annotation, cellular component: nucleolus. The record is from RefSeq and is a predicted model, not a curated record. Gene Ontology annotation, molecular function: GTP binding.